AUGAUAAUGCUGAGCCCAAAGUUAGGUAUACCCCUGUUCAGGCAUUUCUAUUACCCUAAAGGGUGUGACACCGGCUUUGGCCACAGAUUGGCUGUGCGUCUCAAUGAGCGCGGGUUUAGAGUCUACGCGACCGUCAUAUCCGAGUCCAGUGCCGGCGCUAUAGAGUUGCCCACAAACGCCCGCUUUCCCGACAAAAUGCAUGUAUUGGCUAUGGAUGUAACUAGAGAUAACCAUGUUCAACGAGCUUAUAAGUACAUCAAGCUGCAUUUAAAAGAAAAAUGCCAUGGUGAUUAUCUGUGGGCACUAGUAAACAACGCUGGCAUUUGUAAUGAAUGUCCCAUUGAAUGGGGAACUGAGGAAAUGUAUGAACAAGUGUUUGCAGUGAAUAUGUUUGGUGUGAUACGAGUGACCAGAGAUUUCCUACCACUUAUCCGAGCCUCACAAGGUCGGGUGGUGAACGUGUCGUGUAUAAUGGGCCGCAUAUCCAUGAGCCCUAUCGGGUGGUACUGUAUGUCCAAACACGCGGUGAUUGCCUUCUCGGACACACUUAGGCGUGAAAUGCGUUCAUUUGGUGUACGAGUGGUUACUAUCGAACCCUCGGGUUUUCGCACCGGUAUUACUGAUGAUCGCAACCGUUUUGGGAAAAUAUGCCGGACGUGGAGACACACGAGUACUCAUAUACAGAAAGCUUAUGGUAACGAAUAUUUGGAUGGAUUAAAAGAAAUGAUCAUUGAAUUCAACGCUGGAUUUCACCUUGGUGAUAAUAUUGAUAUUGUUGUAAACGAUAUGAUCGAUGCCAUUGAAAGUGUUGAGCCCCGAUUGGAAUAA
Messenger RNA from Medioppia subpectinata, 828 nucleotides. NCBI's taxonomy places the organism in Eukaryota, Metazoa, Arthropoda, Arachnida, Sarcoptiformes, Oppiidae. The record is from the annotation of a GenBank genome assembly.